Chenopodium quinoa (quinoa) is the source of this 761-nucleotide messenger RNA. Its product is annotated as late embryogenesis abundant protein-like. The record is from RefSeq and is a predicted model, not a curated record. The transcript is spliced from 2 exons. NCBI's taxonomy places the organism in Eukaryota, Viridiplantae, Streptophyta, Magnoliopsida, Caryophyllales, Amaranthaceae. The coding region runs from base 26 to 460 and encodes 144 amino acids. Gene Ontology annotation, biological process: response to water.
AGCUCAUGGAACUCAUGGAGGUCCCAUGACUAGCGGGAUGCCGUCCGCGACUCUCGGUGGCGGCAUGCAUGGUCAUGAUGAGCCCGGACACCGUGCCCCUGGGACGCUAGGAGAUGUUUUGGGAGGCGGGCAGCACCAGCCGAGGAGAGAUCAGCCAGGAGGGACUGCUGUUGGUAUUGUUACUAAAGAGAUUCGACGAAGUGGCACGAGCUCCGGUGAAUCGUCCGAGGAAGAAGGACAUACACCCACGGGUGGGAGAAGGAAGAAGAAAGGAUUGGGGGAGAAAAUCAAGGAUAAGUUAAUGCCGGGUGGGAAGCACAAGGAUCAGGAGGUAGACCAUACCGCGACAACCACCAUGGCCACAACCACCACUACCACAAUCCAGCACCAUGAGGAUGAGCCCGCUGAGAAGAAAGGUCUAAUGGACAAGAUUAAGGACAAGUUGCCUGGCCACCACUAGUUAGUUAUGGAGUUCGGUUUUUCAAUUUCGUUAUAGUUUUUGCCAUUUUGUACCUUUGGAUGUGACCUCAUGUACAGGCCAGAGUUGAAGGCUUUUAAUUUUGUUGUAUGUUGAAUAAUCUAUGUGCAUCUACUAGUAUGCGCAGGGUUAGUUUGUGCUUCUAGAUGUUGAGAUGUAAUUUUCUUUUGUUCGUUUUUAGGGUUUUCGAAUGUGUGAAACUUUCCAUUUAAAGAGUGUUUUGAAUUUCAAUUGUCUAAUGUGAUGAAUGUACCUUAAAUUUCAUAAGCAAUGUUUUACCUUU